Messenger RNA from Hordeum vulgare subsp. vulgare (domesticated barley), 1966 nucleotides. Its product is annotated as RNA-binding NOB1-like protein. Lineage: Eukaryota; Viridiplantae; Streptophyta; Magnoliopsida; Poales; Poaceae. Gene Ontology annotation, biological process: maturation of SSU-rRNA; ribosomal small subunit biogenesis. The record is from RefSeq and is a predicted model, not a curated record. The transcript has 5 exons. Gene Ontology annotation, cellular component: preribosome, small subunit precursor. Gene Ontology annotation, molecular function: RNA endonuclease activity. The coding region runs from base 13 to 1779 and encodes 588 amino acids.
CACCUUGCGGCGAUGGAAGAAGCGUGGCCGGCGCUGGGCCCGGCGGCGGGCGAAGCGGCCUUCGCGGCCGGCGCGGCGCCGGCGGGCGGAGGGGCACCGAUGGCGUGGGGAGCGGCGGCGACGGCGCGGCGGGAGACGGUGGCCAAGGAGUCGUCCGCGCAGGCGGUGAGCCGGAUCGUGUCCAGCUGCGCCAGCUCGAGCGGGCUGGCCGUGGCCGUGGUCGACGCCAACGCCGUCAUCUCGGGCGGCGCCGCGCUGGCCUCCACCGCCGGGCGGCUGGUGACUGUGCCCGAGGUGCUCGACGAGGUGCGCGACGCCGCCGCGCGCCGCCGGCUCGCGCUCCUCCCCGCCCCCGUCGAGACCGUCGAGCCCGCCCCCGAGUUCGUCAAGCGAGUUGUCAAGUUUGCCAGGGAAACAGGAGAUCUCCAGACACUUUCCGAUGUUGAUAUGAAGAUUAUCGCUCUAGCUUACAUGUUGGAGGCUGAGGUCCAUGGGACCAGCCAUUUGCGGGAGCACCCACCUCCACUCCAUGUGGUCAGCGUCCGGACCUUGCAAGAGGCUCCGCUGCCUGGCUGGGGCUCCAAUGUUACUAACCUAGCAGAGUGGGAAGCACUGGAUAAGAUGUCUGAAUCAGGAGGUGAUCUUAAUUCUCGGAUCCUCCCACUGAAGGAUCUUGAGAAUCAGGAGAUCCCUACAAGCGAGACCAACAGUAUUUCUGAGACACAAGGGGAUGCAGAGUUUCAGCCUUCAAAGAGAGAUGCAUGUAUUCCUUGGGAAGACGAUGAGAACAAUGAAGGCUGGUUGCCUGCUGUUGGCCGCACCACGCACAGAAAAUAUUUGCGAAGGAAAGCCAGGCGCGAUGCCCUCAAGGCAUCUGAACAAAGCUUUGAUACAAGUUCUGUUGCUCCAACAGUCGAUGAGGAUAAUGACUUGUCUGAAAAUGGUUUGGAUUCAGUGGAUGGCCCUUCUGUUGUUCCAGAGAAAACAAGGUCAAAUACUGACAACUUGGAAUCUCAGGAAGAGGAUGAACCAAAAAUUGCUGGAGAUCAACAAUCUAAUGGGGAGAAUGGGGUUGGCAAUGCUUAUACUAUUGAGGGUAGAGAUGUUACUGAUGCAUGCACUGAACAAUUGGAUAAUUUGGAUAUAAAAAGCGAGACCGAGGAAGGUGUCAGUGUCAGUGCAUCUUUUGUAGAUGAUGAGAGCAGUGAGCAAAGUUGGGCCCUGAGGUCCUUGUCCGAAUCAACUGUAGCAUGUGUUACUAGUGACUAUGCCAUGCAAAACGUUAUCCUCCAGAUUGGUCUCCGUCUCUUGGCACCAGGCGGUAUGCAAAUACGUCAGUUGCACAGGUGGGUUCUGAGGUGUCAUGCUUGCUACAAGGUGACCCAAGAGAUUGGAAAAAUAUUCUGUCCAAAAUGUGGCAAUGGCGGCACCUUGCGUAAGGUUUCAGUAACAGUUGGUGAAAAUGGGAUUACUAUGGCUUCACGACGCCCGCGUGUUACACUCCGAGGCACAAAAUUUUCACUUCCGAUGCCUCAAGGUGGAAGAGAUGCCGUCAUUAAGAACCCCAUUUUACGUGAAGACCAGCUUCCACAGAAGGUUCUGCAUCCUAAAUCGAAGAAGUCAAGCAAGCUGGGGGAUGAUUUCUUGGGCGCCGAGGACAUAUUCACGCACAGUGGCGAGAAGAAGGUGGAGCUGAAACCUCCGGUAAGGAAGGCGCUGGCAAUGUUCAGCGGGAAGCGGAAUCCGAAUGACAACCACUUUUCUCGCAAGAAGAACUAAGUUCCCGUUUGCCCUUUUGUUCCUUUGUCAUCCAUGGCAUUGUAGUCUCACAUUAUAUGUAACGAGAAAACCAGAGUGUUAUCUAUACCACUGCUAUCUAUACAGUUUUGCAACAUCUAUGUAAGGUUUACCUUAGAAUGGACAUCUAUGUAAUGUUGGUGUUUUAUUACUGCCUUUUCUCCAUCAA